AUGUCUGGCUGCCGCCCCCAGGUACUCCCACCCCUUCUCGAUGCCGCAACGGCUGCCAAAUGUGCUGUCACCUUUGGAGCACUGGACACGGCAUCUGCUGCCACUAUCAUCAAACAAAUUGAGUCACAGUUCUAUGACACUUGGGACAAUCUCAUCGCCACCCAGGUUGACCAGGCCGCCAGCGCCAACAAGCAAUGCGGCCAGGAACACUCGAAAAUUACCAAAGGCUCUAUGGUGAUGCUCUCCACCUACCACUGCUGCCACGAGUACGUCUCCGGUGAUGAAGACCGCGUGGCGAAGUUCUUCUCCCACUUUGAUAGCCCUUAUGGCAUUGUAACCGCACACCCCGAGUAG
Molecule: messenger RNA, 354 nt
Organism: Peniophora sp. CBMAI 1063
Lineage: Eukaryota; Fungi; Basidiomycota; Agaricomycetes; Russulales; Peniophoraceae
Source: the annotation of a GenBank genome assembly